AAAUCUUCCCUGACGCUGCCCAAAUCAGAACUGUGUGCUUGUUAUUUACUCACGUCUUCAAAGAGCAGCAAGCUUUCUCCAUCUUAAUUCCACUCUACCGCAGAGCAGAGUUGUGCCGGCGUGAUGGGAGGAGAUGAUGAUCAAGAAGGAAAAACUAACAGCAACAUUGCUCACCUGAGACCAAAGAUGUUCCCAUGAGUUUUGGAAGUGCUCAGCUCCUUCCAGCAAAGACACCAUUUUAAAAAGUACUUAUCCUGUUAACUUCGCUCUUACACAGGGCUUGAUGAUAUUUCUGCCCCUACGUUCAAAAGAUAGAAGAUUUGAUAGUUAUAACAUCUUCAAAAACUGGAAUUUAUAAUGUUUUUAAGUGGACUGACUUCCAGGACAAGGAUUCAUCUGCACCCGCCCAAAUACCGUGGCACUGCGCGCGCCCUUUGCCACCGGAUCCUCCCCUUCCAAUGAGACUUUCUGAUUGUGUCUACCAACUCUCCUAUUAGGAAACCCGUGGGUUGCAUGCAGCUAUUCUGUUGUAUUCUCAUUCUCACUCUUCCUCCACUCUCUCCCUCGCACUCUUGCUGGAGGCACACCAAUACCAUUCUGCUGAGAAGAAAAAGCCAACAACUACCUUAAGCGAUUAAGACAAUAUGCGCAACUCUCGCCUGUCAUAGCCACCACUAUUUAAAUCUGGCUAGAGCCAACACCAGUAUUUGCAAGAAUGGAGUCCGUAAAACAAAGGAUUUUGACCCCAGGAAAAGAGGGACUAAAGAAUUUUGCUGGAAAAUCCCUCGGCCAGAUCUACAGGGUGCUAGAGAAGAAGCAAGACACAGGGGAGACCAUCGAGCUGACGGAGGAUGGGAAACCGCUGGAGGUGUCGGAGAAGAAGGCACCGCUGUGCGACUGCACGUGCUUCGGCCUGCCGCGUCGCUACAUCAUCGCCAUCAUGAGCGGCCUGGGCUUCUGCAUCUCCUUCGGCAUCCGCUGCAACCUGGGCGUGGCCAUAGUGGAUAUGGUCAACAACAGCACCAUCCACCGUGGGGGAAAGGUCAUCAAGGAGAAAGCCAAAUUCAACUGGGACCCGGAAACCGUGGGGAUGAUCCACGGUUCCUUCUUUUGGGGCUAUAUCAUCACCCAGAUUCCGGGCGGCUACAUCGCGUCUCGUCUGGCAGCUAACAGAGUAUUUGGAGCAGCCAUACUUCUCACCUCCACCCUGAACAUGCUGAUCCCAUCAGCAGCCAGAGUACAUUACGGAUGUGUCAUCUUUGUUAGGAUAUUGCAGGGCCUUGUUGAGGGGGUGACCUACCCAGCUUGUCAUGGAAUAUGGAGCAAAUGGGCCCCUCCUCUAGAAAGGAGUAGAUUGGCAACCACUUCUUUUUGUGGUUCUUAUGCUGGAGCUGUGAUUGCAAUGCCUUUAGCUGGCAUUCUUGUACAGUACACAGGAUGGUCUUCAGUGUUUUAUGUCUAUGGAAGUUUUGGAAUGGUCUGGUACAUGUUUUGGCUUUUGGUGUCUUACGAGAGUCCUGCAAAGCAUCCGACUAUUACAGACGAAGAACGUAGGUACAUAGAAGAAAGCAUUGGAGAGAGUGCAAAUCUUUUAGGUGCAAUGGAAAAAUUCAAGACUCCAUGGAGGAAGUUUUUUACAUCUAUGCCAGUCUAUGCAAUAAUUGUUGCAAAUUUCUGCCGAAGCUGGACUUUUUAUUUAUUGCUCAUUAGUCAGCCAGCAUAUUUUGAGGAAGUCUUUGGAUUUGAAAUCAGCAAGGUUGGCAUGCUUUCUGCUGUGCCACACUUGGUAAUGACAAUUAUUGUGCCAAUUGGAGGGCAGAUUGCAGAUUUUCUCAGAAGCAAGCAAAUUCUUUCAACUACUACAGUGAGGAAGAUCAUGAAUUGUGGUGGUUUUGGCAUGGAAGCAACACUGCUUCUGGUUGUUGGCUAUUCUCAUACCAGAGGGGUUGCGAUCUCGUUCCUGGUACUUGCAGUGGGGUUCAGCGGAUUUGCUAUAUCUGGUUUCAAUGUUAACCAUCUGGAUAUUGCUCCAAGAUAUGCCAGUAUCUUAAUGGGCAUUUCGAAUGGUGUUGGUACACUGUCGGGAAUGGUUUGUCCUAUCAUUGUUGGUGCAAUGACAAAGAAUAAGUCCCGUGAAGAGUGGCAGUAUGUCUUCCUGAUCGCUGCCCUAGUCCACUACGGCGGAGUUAUUUUUUAUGCAAUAUUUGCCUCAGGAGAGAAGCAACCUUGGGCAGAUCCUGAGGAAACAAGUGAAGAAAAAUGUGGAUUUAUCCAUGAAGAUGAACUUGAUGAAGAAACAGGGGACAUUACUCAAAAUUAUAUCAAUUAUGGUACCGCCAAGUCCUAUGGUGCCACAACACAGGCCAACGGAGGUUGGCCCAAUGGCUGGGAAAAGAAAGAGGAAUUUGUACAAGAAGAAGUACAAGACUCAUACACCUAUAAGGCCCAAGAUGAUUAUUCAUAACAAAACAAAUUGCUGGAUUUAUUUUUAGUGUUUGUGAUUCAAUUGUGAUUGCACACAGAUUUAAAAAAAAAAAUGGUGUAACCAUGUAAACGUAUCAACCAGGCAAGUCUUGCUGUAAAAAUGAAAUCAAAACAAAACCCAUGAAUUUGCCAUUCAAGUGCAAUCUGUAAAAAUUGUGAGAUUCCAUCAUUUUCAUUCUGAUCAUCUAUUCUUGAGUUUGUGACUUAAAGAUUGACUGUUCAAAACUGUAGAAGCAAGUAGUUAUUCAUUGGAUUCAUAUGAGCUAAUAUUCAUUUCCAUUUAAUAAAGCACAACUAAAACAGUUGGCACAUUCCAUCCGACAAAGGUUAGGAGGCCAAAGCUACUUGAUCAUGCAAAAUGCACUUAUAUAUUUGUUAUUGCAAGAUAUCAUGCAGAAGUCCUGUUUAAAAAGCAUCAUGUUAGCUGAAUCAGGUGUCGGCAGCUUUUACUGAGUGUAACACAAUUGGAAAAGUAAGUUUUGGGCUAGCAACUAACAGGGUGUACCAAAUAUUGCCAUUACUUAAUGUGGAAUAUUUUAUUGGUUCUCAAAAGGAAUAUCUUGCAGUAUUUUAUAUAAAAUGCUUGGGCACAAACACUUAUCCCAGUCAGAGAGAACUUGUAAAGUGAGGGGUAUGCUUCAUGUUCUUCCAUUCAUUUACCUGCCAGUAUAAACCACUUCACAUUUCAAUAGAAUCUGACUUUUCAUGUAGCAUAUUACAUAACUUUUUGCAAAAAAAAAAAUAUGAAAAAUAAAUAUACUUAAAUGUAUUUUUUAUCACAACUUUGUACUGGUUGUAACUUACAUUAGGAUAAAAAGAUGCAUACACUGUAAAGAAUCUAAUAAGAAAUUUACUAUGGAGAUUAUAGCCCUUAAAAUGCAAUAUGAACAACAAAAGAAAUAAAUAGAAUAUGAUUUAGAUAUCCUUCUUCCUUAAUAAUAAAUACUAUAUGAAACUUGUGCCACAGAGCUAUAUAUAAUAUGAAAAGAUAAACUUAAUAGAGAUAUUGUAAGUAUACAGUUUUAUUAUUUAAAAUCCCAUUUAUAAGAUACUUGUCUUAAAUAUAUAGGGCAACAAAUUAUAUUAAAAUUAUAUCUAUAUCUAUAUAUAUAUCUAUAUAUCUUACACAUUUCCAUACACAGAAACAUAAUAAACACUCUUCACAAAAAACCAAAAAUAGCAUACACCUAAUGUUGGGUUAGGGGACUGCAAUUUCUACUUUCAUAGAGUCUUAGAACUUAGACGGGGCAGAGGCAUUUUGCUUGUCAUUUCUUAAUAUAAUGCAACAGGAAUUGCAACAUUUGUGUACCAAGCAAUAAGUGCAAUGCAUACAACUUCCUGUCUGUAUAUUAUCUUCAUUUAGCUUGUGGUAGCUGUUUGGGUGGUUGGAAUGACUUUUUUCUUUUAAAAAAGGUUUACAUCAGACCUCUUUAUAAUGUUCUAAAAUGAUUAUGCACUUCCCAAUUCAACUCAAAAUAUUACUGGUGUAUUUCAUUGUCUCUUCUGAAUAUUUGAUCUGUUUAUUGUAUUGUGCUAGUGACUGGAGGCCCUGCUACUGCCAAUAUAAAACACAGAGUUUGUUUAAAAGAUGCAAACCAUUCUUGACCUUAAGAAAAUAAAAAUCUUUUGCUUUGUGUCUCACAGUGAUGUAAUGUGAUCAUAGCUUUUUCUUGUUUGAAUGAAAAGAUAUGGACUGUCAUUUGUUUCUGCAAAACAAAUGUGUUAAUAAAAUGCUCUAUUUAUCCUUUU
This is a messenger RNA of Condylura cristata (star-nosed mole), 4233 nucleotides long. RefSeq names its product solute carrier family 17 (vesicular glutamate transporter), member 6 (gene SLC17A6). Gene Ontology annotation, biological process: monoatomic anion transport; regulation of synapse structure or activity; synaptic transmission, glutamatergic. Gene Ontology annotation, cellular component: excitatory synapse; synaptic vesicle membrane. NCBI's taxonomy places the organism in Eukaryota, Metazoa, Chordata, Mammalia, Eulipotyphla, Talpidae. The record is from RefSeq and is a predicted model, not a curated record. The transcript has 12 exons. The coding region runs from base 716 to 2464 and encodes 582 amino acids. Gene Ontology annotation, molecular function: L-glutamate transmembrane transporter activity; neurotransmitter transmembrane transporter activity.